UUUGCCAGCAACUUACAAGACGGCUCAAUUCUCAUUCGCGAGCUUUCGGGCGGAGUGAGGGGAUCUUCAUCCCCUUCCGGCGUCCGCCAUGUGGCGAGACCGGACGAAUCUCUACAUCUCGUACCGGCAAUCCUACGCCCACCACCCGACCCAGCGCAACCGGUAUGGACGAUCCAACGCGGGCGACCGCUUCGGCGGCGCCGGGGCGAGCACGGGGGUGCUGUUUGCGGCGGACGAGGACAGGCGGGGACUCCUGUCCUCCGGUGCCUAUGAUGUGGAUGACGGCGAUGCGGUGAUCGAAAUGGACCUCCUGCCCCCGCGCUGGGCCGACGUGUCGGACGAGGUGACGGAGUUGCUAGCCGACAUCGCGAGCAAGAGCCAGAAACUGGAACGACUGCACCAGAAGCAUGUCUUGCCGGGAUUCAACGACGAGGAGACGAAGAAGGCCGAGGAGGGAGAGAUAGAACGGUUGACGCAGGAGAUCACCCGUGGGUUUCACGAUUGCCGUCGGUGCAUUCAACGCAUCGAGCAGAUGGUACGGGAGGGCAAGGCGAACGGCCAGAUGAGCCGUGCGGAAGAGACCAUGGCAAAAAACAUCAAGGUCAACCUCGCCGCGAGGAUUCAGGAGGCAAGCGCUGGGUUCCGCAAGAAGCAGAGCGCAUAUCUCAAGAAGCUAAGAGGUAUGGCCGGAUUAGCCAGUCCAGUAGAACGUGGCUCUACUCCGCUAGCCGGGGGAGGCUACACCGAUCCGUCGCUUCUCGAAUCCGACGCGGACCGAACUUAUUCGCAGUCAGCGCUUCAGGCACCAACCCACCAGAAGCUCCUACAGUCCAAUGACGUCGCGAUAUCCCAACGCGAACGGGAGAUCGAGGAGAUCGCCCAGGGCAUCAUUGAACUCGCAGACCUCUUCCGGGAUCUGCAGACCAUGGUCAUCGAUCAAGGGACCAUGCUUGACCGUAUCGACUACAACGUGGAACGCAUGGCCAUCGAUGUGAAGGAAGCCGAAAAGGAGAUUAAAACAGCCGAGGGGUAUCAGAAGAAGACGACGAAGAGGAAGAUUAUAUUCCUUCUGCUGCUGAUCAUUGCCGCCAUGAUAAUAUUACUCGUCAUCAAACCGAAGAAGCACCGGCCUGCGGUCGACGAGAGCUCGGGAAGAGAGAGUUAGGGAAAUGGAAUCUACAGUCUUGCCAAGUGAGGAUUUGAGCGCUUUAUCUUGUGAUUGCGCUCGUGUAUAAGAAAUAAGGUAUUCAUAGAGAGGGGACUUGGCGCUAGGUGUCAUACCCUCGGGUUCUCAAGAUGGACGGU
Messenger RNA from Parathielavia appendiculata, 1305 nucleotides. RefSeq names its product t-SNARE. Gene Ontology annotation, biological process: intracellular protein transport; vesicle-mediated transport; vesicle fusion. The record is from RefSeq and is a predicted model, not a curated record. Gene Ontology annotation, cellular component: endomembrane system; SNARE complex; membrane. The transcript has 3 exons. Gene Ontology annotation, molecular function: SNARE binding; SNAP receptor activity. The coding region runs from base 89 to 1165 and encodes 358 amino acids. Lineage: Eukaryota; Fungi; Ascomycota; Sordariomycetes; Sordariales; Chaetomiaceae.